ACAAGUUUGUCAUCUAAUUCUGCAGCAUAAAGUAGCAAAGUCUUGCAGGCCACAAUGCAAAACUUUGCAGAAUCUCAUCAACUUUCAGUUAUGUGUUCUUCUUAUUCAUCUAAUGUUGAUGUCUUUGACACUGGCAAGUACACCGCCAAGCUGCUAAGGGUUGAAUCUGAAUCAGAAUCAUAUACACACAACAACAAUUUUCCACCACCACCAAAGUCUCUCUUGAUUGCCACUCCUCUUGAAGGUGGAGAUUUCCCUCUUCUGCUGUUUCUGCAUGGCUAUCUUCUUUACAAUUCAUUUUACUCCCAGCUAAUACAACAUGUUGCUUCUCAUGGUUUCAUUGUCAUUGCCCCUCAGUUGUACACAGUGGCUGGACCUGAUACAAGUGAUGAGAUUCAUUCUGCAGCUGCAAUAACAAACUGGCUCUCUGAAGGACUCUGCAAGUUUCUUCCACCAAAUGUAAGACCAAAUUUGAGCAAGUUAGCACUUGCUGGCCAUAGUCGCGGAGGAAAAACAGCGUUUGCUCUUGCUCUAAGAAAACUAAACAUCACAACUAAUCUCAAGUUUUCAGCCUUAAUAGGAGUGGAUCCAGUUGAUGGAAUGGACAAAGGAAAGCAAACCCCCCCACCUGUUCUCACCUAUGUUCCUAACUCAUUUGAUUUUGAUAUGGCAGUGAUGGUCAUAGGUUCAGGUCUAGGUGAAGUGAAAAGGAAUCCUUUGUUUCCUCCUUGUGCACCUAAGGGUGUCAACCAUGAAAACUUCUUCAAUGAGUGUAAGAAACCUGCUUGGUAUUUUGUGGCAAAGGAUUAUGGCCACUCUGACAUGCUAGAUGAUGACACCAAGGGAAUUAGGGGGAAAGCUACCAACUGUCUAUGCAAAAAUGGAGAGUCAAGGAAACCUAUGAGAAGGUUUGUUGGAGGAGUCAUUGUUGCAUUCUUGAAAGCUUACUUGCAUGAUGAUAAUGAGGACUUGUUGACCAUAAGAGACAGGCAUGUGAGUCUACCAGUGGAGAUCAAAUUUGAUUCUUUUCUGUGAAAAUCAGAGAAGAUGGUGGGGAGCAUAUAUUUCUGUUAUUAUCAUGACACAUAUGACUGAACUUUUCAGUUACACAUACACAUGCAUUAGAUUAAAGUUACAGGUGAAGUGCAUCAUGUGCAAGAUAUUAAUAAAGUGUCCCUUUUUUGUUGUUGCAUGUAGGCUAUUUCUGGAAGACAUUAAAACCAUUGACCAUAGAUGAUUGUACUUGAAGUAAUAUCGCAACUCUUUUACUUUAAAUAAAAGUUUGAAGAGGUGCCAGAGGUCAUCAGCAUAGUAAAUGAAUACUUUUUUUAAAA
Molecule: messenger RNA, 1334 nt
Organism: Glycine soja
Lineage: Eukaryota; Viridiplantae; Streptophyta; Magnoliopsida; Fabales; Fabaceae
Product: chlorophyllase-2, chloroplastic
Exons: 3
Coding region: 55-1035 (326 amino acids)
Biological process (GO): chlorophyll catabolic process
Molecular function (GO): chlorophyllase activity
Source: RefSeq, a predicted model, not a curated record